GCCCUAAUACACAUGUUGGUUGAUAGAGUGAAACAUGGGAAGUUAUAGCUUUCUCUGAGGUAAGAAGAAAGAGAGGGAUUUUAGAUAUUUUAGAGAGAGGUGGAAGAAAGUGUUAAUAGCAUUCCCACACAAGAGACUUAUCAAGCAUUCAGCUGCCAUAGCAACAGUCGGUGUGAGUCAUUGGUUCGUUAAGCUUGAGUGCUGACCCUCUCACUGUCUUCCCCUCUCUCGCCUUCUUUCUCCUUCACCCUCACACACACACACACACACACACACACACACACACACAAACACACACAUUUAAAAGCAGCGAAAGUAGGACUGUGCCUCCUCACCGCACAAGUUGGAUUGUAGUCUAAGGAGCUUGACCCAAAAGAGAUUUGUGGACUGCAUGUCUUGUUAAUGCAACAUCACAAGACUGACUAAAUCCCAGUGAACACAGUAAGGUUUUUUUUCCCAUUAAUAAGGCAGACAAAGGAGGGUGGGUGGUGCUCUUUUACAAAGUUACUCAGUGUUUCAUAGGAGGAGAGACUCACAGAGGUCACUAGGAGCUUUCCAUAUGUUAUUGUAGUAAUGAGAGUCAUCGCUAUUUCAAGCAAACCAGAGGAAGAGCAGUUGAUUUGCCGAUUAGUCAACCAGUCCAGUACCAGUAACCACUGACUCCCUAGCUUGUCACUGCGCAGGUUGUCAGUACUGUGACUCAGCGAGGUGGAGGCAGAACACUAAUUACGAGACAUUAUUGGCCAAUUACCGCCUUUUGUCACAGUAAAAAAGGUUUUCAACACCAACCUUUUUUUAUUCAUUAAUAAGUGACUUCAGGUUGUGCUGUAGUGUAGGUGUGUGUGUGUUUACUAGAGGCAGUUGCGUUUAAUUAGUUCCUCUUUUUACGAUGGGAGAUCCCUGUUGUGUCUAAAUGCAGACCAUCUACCGCAGCCUCCGCGUUCAUUUGGGGAUGUUAACAUACUUUUCCCCCUCUGCUUACCGCAGGCCACAUGCAGACACACACACACACACACACACGGGUUUACAACUGAACCACACACCGUCCUGAUGCCUCAUUAGUGUGUUCUGACUCAUUUAGACAGAUUAUAGGGUCUGUGUGUUGACUGACUACCUGACUGACUGAUUUAAGGCUAACACGGGAAAGCUUCUGUCAACACUGUAAAGGAGAUCCAAUCAAACAAAGCAAAACUGUGGUUUAAAUUAACGUCAUCUCACUUGCGUUUCACUGCAGCGGAUUGAGAGUCAGCUUCUGUGCGUUUCAUUUAGAGCAAAUAGGCACAUGCAACCUGUUCUUAUUAGUUUUUUUUCCAUAAAUGUCAUCCCUCCAAAACACCACAACCAAAACACAAACAACAGGAAGUGCCUCCAGAGUGUAUCUGCGUCUCCAUGACAACUGGUGGAUGUAGUGUUGCACACGAGAGCCCCACCCAUGGGUGAAACAAUAGUCUUUUGAGAACCUCAGGUCCAGUUCUAGCAAAGAAUACUACGCAUAUGCUAUUUAAACUUUCUAUUCUUCCCGUAAUCCCCCGGGGAGUCCGCUACACCGAAGAAAAGGCCUUUACACUCUAUCAGAUGUGACCUUUUCAUCUGUAAUGGUUGUGUGCUCGGGUGCACAGACAUCAUUAUGAGACAGACGUGGGUCUGUGCACACGAGCGCCCAGUUGUUUAUGAAUAAUGGCCGGUCACUUCCUCUGCUUGUGCGUGUUUGUGCCAUUGUGUGCGAGUGUUUUACAGUCAAAAGGAAGAGGAUUUAUAGCAUGAGCACGCAUACAUGCACCAGCCUCGCCCUAAUAACAGAAGCACCCAACGGCUUUGACUGAGUUCCUAACAAAAGAAUCUGUCAGCAUGUUUUUGUUUUUUUUAAAUCAGAUAUUCACGCUAUUCACAGUCCGCCAUAACGACUACAAAGGUUUCAUUAAUACAAUGGGCUUCUGCAACUGGGGCACUUCUUAAAACGGCACAGAAUCACAACCAAAAUGUCUAAUUUUAGACUUGAGAGUGACUUUAUUGCACCUUCUUGUAGAUCACGUGACUGCUGUUUAGAUCCAGAUAUAUUUGAACCCUAUUUGCCCACUUACAUGUGUACAACUUCAUCCUGAAACAUCAAACUACUUCCAAACUUGCAGCAGCUCUGUCCCGCUGAUGGAGAGGACAGCUUUAGUGGUCUCGUGCCUGAACAUAGUUGCAAACACCUAUCUUAUCGCCACAGCUCUGGCCCAUAUGUAGCCAACACACACACACACACUCGCACUCUCACUAUCUAACCUGCCCGCUAUAUUUAGCACCACGCUACAUUAGCACUUCACACUCCAUUGAAAAGGCACGGUACAGGAACAGUUUUGAUAAGAGUGCAGAUUUUCUUUCUUCACGCUCGUGCACACACACACACAUACAGUACAUAAACACAUACAUUAGACUGUUUACAGACUUUUUUCAUCAUAUUUCUCCCCCUCCUUCCCUUUCCUCCCUCUCAUCCCUCGGUCCAUUGUUUUCCCAGGCUGUUCAAAUUCCUGGGCUGUGACCUGUUCCUCCCUUAGCUCCCUUUCUCCUCUUUUCCUCCCUCAUCCUGUCAUAGCUCGGUCUUCUACUUCUUUUGUCCUAGUCCUUAGUUUUACUUUCUUUACUGAUGUUUGUGUGUGUGUGUUUGUAUGUCAGCCCCAGCUGAUAGAUGCAGGCCCACUUGUGUUCGGAAAUAGCCCACACUCUACUCCCUCUCUAACGAGAAACAGACUUUGUGAAUGUGUGUGUGUGUAUGUGCGUGUACACAGAGGUCUGGCUAAACAAAGCAAGGAGCACUUCAAUUGCUGGGGCCGCAGAAAGCUUCUUUCCCCCUUCAUCACUCCUCCCCUGACCCCUCGUUACACACACACACCUCCCAACCACAGAGCCCAGAGCAGGAAGCACAGUCCCUGAGGGAGGGAGGAGGGGUCAGGAGGAGGGGAGGCAUGAACGCCCCCUCCCUCCUAGCAAAGCUGCAGGAGUGGAGGAAACUAAACUUUACACACUUUCCCUCCACCAACACACACACACACACAUGCCUACAGAUGGUGAACACCCACCACCUCAUAACGUCCUGUUCCCCAACGUCUGGGAGGAUUUAAGAUACACACAUGCUGUGGAGUGCGUCUUGGGGGAAACUUUCUCGCCCAGCUGGCUUUGGCUCCUUUUAAAGAGGAGCUGAUGGUUCAUAAAGCGGACGGAAAAGAGAGAAAAAAAAGAAAAUCCGAGCAGAAGAAAGAAAGCCUCCUCCCCUCUCACACUGUCUUUCUCCAGAGUGAGGUCAUCCAGCGAAGGGAUCUGCUGUGGACAAGGCCGCCUGGUCUGGACCUGAUCAGAGAGCCACAGACUAGGUGUUCCAAUGGCGUCAGCUGGAGAACCUCUACUUCAGAGAGAAGAAGUUUUCAGUGGAAGUUCAUGACCCCAGGAGUAGGGCGUCGGUGACGAGAAGGACGUUUGGCCACAGUGGCAUCGCUGUGCAUACGUGGUACGCCUGUCCUGCCCUCAUCAAGUCCAUCUGGGCCAUGGCCAUCAGCCAGCACCAGUUCUACCUGGACCGCAAGCAGAGCAAGUCUAAGAUCCACGCAGCGCGGAGUUUGAAUGAGAUCGCUAUAGACCUCACGGAAACAGGAACUCUGAAGACCUCCAAACUAGCCAACAUGGGAAGCAAGGGCAAAAUUAUAAGUGGCAGCAGUGGCAGUCUGCUCUCGUCAGGCUCUCAGGAAUCGGACAGCUCCCAGACAGCUAAGAAGGACAUGCUGGCAGCGCUGAGGGCCAGGCAGGAUGCUCUAGAGGAUACGCUAAAAAAGAGGCUAGAAGAACUUAAGAACAUCUGCAUCAGAGAAGCGGAGCUGACAGGAAAGCUUCCGAAGGAAUACCCUCUGGAUCCGGGAGAGGAGCCGCCCACAGUGCGACGGAAGAUCGGUACCGCCUUCAAACUGGAUGAGCAGAAAAUUCUUCCAAAGGGAGAGGAAGAGGAGCUGGAGCGUUUGGAGCGGGAGUUUGCCAUUCAGUCCCAGAUUACAGAGGCAGCCAGGCGUCUUGCCAGCGACCCUCACGUGAGCAGUAAGAAGCUGAAGAAACAGAGGAAGACUUCUUAUCUGAACGCACUGAAGAAGCUCCAGGAAAUUGAGAACUCUAUCAACGAGCACCGGGUCCGCUCUGGCAAGAAGCCUACGCAGAGGGCGUCGCUUAUCAUAGAGGAGGCCAAUAUUGGUUCUGAAGACAGUUCACUGUCUGACGCACUGGUCUUGGAUGAUGAUGAUUCUCAAGUUACAGGUACUCCCACCUUCUCUCCAGUAGCAUCGCCUCAUAAGGGCCUCCCUCCCCGACCGCCUUCUCACAGCCGGCCCCCUCCGCCGCAGUCCCUGGAUGGCCUGCGACACCUGCACUACUCGCGCCCCGACUACGAUAAAUCCCCCAUCAAACCCAAGAUGUGGAGUGAAUCGUCACUGGACGAGCCCUACGAAAAAAUCAAGAAACGCUCCUCUCAUUCCAGGCGUUUCCCAAGCUCUGGCAGUGCAGAAGCAGGGGGUAGUAACUCUCUGCAGAGCAGCCCCAUCAGGAGCCUCCCUCACUGGAACUCUCAGUCCAGCAUGCCCUCAACCCCGGACCUGAGGACCAGGACGCCACACUACGUACAUUCCACUAGGUCAGUGGACAUCAGUCCCACACGUCUGCACAGUCUCGCUCAGCACUUUAGGAACCGCAGCUCAAGCCUUGAGUCCCAGGGCAAACUGUUGGCGCCCGACCCCGACGCACACCCGCACACCCUGGGCACACUGGGCAGCCCCGACUUCUUCCUGGUCCCAGGACGCAACUCCAACGGCUCUGACCCGCUGGACGACUGCUCAUCCUGCACCAGCCAUAGCAGCUCGGAGCAUUACUACCCCUCUGGUGGACCCCCCGGCAGCAACCCCAACUACUCCACUCUGGGAGAGGACUCACCCUCCAAAGCCAGGCAGAGGCAGAGGCAAAGGCACAGGUCUGCAGGUCACCUGGGUUCCUCUAACUCGGGCUCCAUGCCAAACCUGGCAGCUAAGAACGGCUCUGGUGGAGGCUCAGGUGGAGGUGGGAUGGGAGGAGGACACCACGGAGUCUACCUCCACAGCCAGAGCCAGCCCUCCUCCCAGUACCGCAUCAAGGAGUACCCGCUGUACGUGGAGGGCAGCCCCAACCCCGUGGUGGUGCGCAGCCUGGAGAGCGAUCAGGAGGGCCAUUACAGCGUCAAGGCCCAGUUCAAGACCUCCAGCUCCUACACGGCCGGGGGACUGUACAAGGAGGCCUGGGGGGGAGAGGAGGGAGGAGAGGGGAGCGGCCGACUCACGCCGUCGCGCUCUCAGAUCGUACGGACUCCGUCGUUGGGGCGAGAGGGUGGUGGCAGCGGAGGAGGGGGGAGGGCAGCGGUGUCUGAAGAGCUGCGGUGCUGGUACCAGAGGUCCUCAGGGAGCCUGAAGGAGAGGAGUCACUCGCAUUCGGGGUCUACUUCCUCCGAGACAGGGUCACAGCAAGGCACUCUGGGACACGGUCGAGGGAGUCGAGUAGGGACACUCGCCAAGGGCUCACCAGCUGCAUCCCCUCACAGCCAGAGGAGUAUGACGCCCUCCAGCGAACACGCAGCCACACCUACACCCCCCUGUAGCCCACAGCACAUCCUCAACUGGCAGAGCGGGUCUUUCAGUGACAGCUGUUUCCUCAGCAGCCCCCUGUGUUCAGAGCUGGCAGAUGUGCAGUGGUACGGACACGAUAAGGCCAAACCUGGAACCCUGGUCUGAGACCUUCCUAAAGGGACCAGAAAAGUCCCAUUGCCCUCUCCUACUGCCUCUCCACUGUCCCUCACUACUACCCAUCGACAACCAACAACCUCAUCCUUAAGGCCCUACAAAAACCCUGCCCUGAGCGGACCGGCGGACUGGCGGACUGGACACGAGCCUCCCUCCUUCCCUAAAUCCUGCCCUCCAUCCAUCUCACCAUCCUCUUUAUUAUUACGCUCCCUCUAUCACAGCUCAGCUGGACAGGGACACACUCGCUGGGCUCUGAUGAGGGCUGAUUUCACAGAAACAGACUGAGAAGAGCCACCUCAGCUGUUGAACUGUUGCCCUGCUGCAGCAGCACCACAGAGCCCGUUCUUUACUCACCCUCAGCACACUAGCGACGGGGCAAAGGAGCGAUGGGAAGAGAGAGAGAGAGCACAGAAAAAUAUCAAACCGCUCAACAGAAGCAACAUCUAGGAUCUGUUUCAUAUCUCGUCUUUGGACCCCUCCCCGACCUAUUAAUUAACUCCAGUGCACUGCCACCCAAUCAGAGGAUACCUGCUGGAUUUGAGCCACCAGUUUAAAACCCAUUUCCAGGCCCAAAGUGAACUGUGUUGGAUUUCAUUAUUCCCAUCAAUGUUGUUUGUCCUUUUUUUGUUUAUUUGUCCCCGCAUAUUUAUAAGAAGAGAAGAUGACACAGACUUUUCAAAAAACAAAAAAUCCGGAUUAACAAACAUUUAGAUGACAACUCCUCUCAGUUUAACCCACAACCAAAGACAAUUUACUGGAUUAACUGGUCACACCAGGGGUCCCUGGGCUGGUGCCAUGCAACUGUAUGAGAGUGAAUUCACAGUGACAAUAUCAGGAUGGCUUAUGGGACUCUAUCUGGGAUAUUGAUGAGGACUAUAGCAAUAACAAACAUUGUACAAGAAGCAUAUGAACUGGUUUGAAUCUACAGAGUGAAUUGAAGCAGGCACUUUGCCGUGUUCUCUGAUGCUCGGAGUAAAAACAUCAUUAGUGCAUCGUAGGGAGAAUUUGUGGUUAUUGGGUUUGGCAUUAAUCUAUGCUUAUUUCAGUGACUUCAUCAUUCAUGUUUAGUUAAUGUCUUUUCAAGAUUUCUCUGUCCACAUGUUUGGCCACAUUGUGAUCAGUACUUCUACACUCCUUCGGUGGGGGUGUUAACACGGCCGCAUCGUGCAACAUUUGAUUUUGGAUGUAGUUUUGAUAUAGAAAAACAAUCUGAUUCCACCUUUUCAAAUGUUUUAUUUUGAAAGAUUUCUGGCUGUUGACAUCUGUUGGCGUUACUUGUGUUUGAUAUUGAGGCUGUUCAGUGAAAAAUCUCUGUAGUGAAUCAUCUUUUUCUGUCUUGGGCUCUAUAGCGGAGUUAUCUGUCAGUCCCCCUACUGUAGCACUGUGCUUUCUCAUCUUUCUGUCCGUCUCUCUUCAGCAUGACAGGAGCAUCCUGACUGAACACAGACAGUCUGAACUCGGCUAGGACACACACACACACACACACACUGGCAGUCACAACACCUCAUAUUAUGGGCGCGCAUGAGUGCCAAAAAAAUGGUUGGUGCUUUUACAUUUGUACUGUAAUUCAGCACUGUAACAGCCACAAACAGUAAGUCCCCCUCAGGCUAUAGCCAUUGUAUAAAGCAGGCAGCAGACUUCUCUAUGAUUUGGCAUCAAGCAUACUCGGAAAUGUACUUUGAAAAGCACAACAUUGAACAGUGUCUGUGAGCGCUGGACCUACAAUUAGUGUGUUCUCAUUUUCCACUCUAAAUAUUUUAAUCAUGAGCUGUAUCAAAGUGCAUAAGACGGGAAGUAGAAACGCUAGAACCACGUACAAUACACGAUAGAGCUCUUUUUAUUAGUACACGGACAUCGAUGAGUUUCAGGUCGACACUAAUUACUACCCCGCUGUCAGGGCAAAAGAGAAGCCAUAGCCAGAACUGAAACAAACAAUCCCGAUCAAUCAGAUAUUCAGAACAGAGUUAGAAAAGCACACCUGGUUUUGUAAGAAGGAAGUAGAGCUCUGCAUGUUUUCGCUGUAUCUAAACCCUCUCAUCUUCCCCCUAACCAGAAUUUAUGUUACGAAUUUCAUUGUUGCACAAAAUCUCCGUUCAUUUUACAAAGAUUAUGACAGAUUCUAGAGGAGUGGACAUGUUUUUCGUCAGUCUUACGGCACCAUUAUGUCUGGAUAAAUGGUGUAACAUGUGGUGUGUGGCAUGGGAGGAAUGUCUUACCCUGUCCCUCAUAGUGUCGUGUUUCCAUUAUGCACUGUUGUAAUCUGCCACUUUCUAGACUAUUUAAAUAAGAAGGUUUAGCCCGCUCCCUGCAUGGUUGGUUCUCCAAAAGUUCUCCACCCGUGCCUGUUCACAGCUGAUCAGGAUUUGGAACCAGCACUCCCAUCUCAUAAGAAUGAGUUACUCUAGUGUAAUCACCUAUUAGAGUGCAAGUUAGACCCUGCUUUUGCUCACUCAAGAGUCUUCGCCCACUGUCUGCGUGCUAAAGACACAAUCCCACGCAUGCCCUGCAGAUCCACUGACAAAUAAAGACCCCCCCAAAGAGCAUCCGACUUCUCUACGCUUAACGUCAGCACGUCUUGCUCCAUAGUGUUUCCUCGCCCAUCUUUGACCUUGUGGUAAUCUCUGACCUCCGAUGUGAAGAAGUGUGACGUCCCCUUUCCCUCUGUAGCUCCAAAACACACCAUAUUUUCUGUGCUCCAUAGAAAUGUUUUUGUAAUACUCCUCAAGAGAAAUGAACUAACUCUUUUAUCGGUCUUUUCCUGUAUGUACGGAGGGGCACUGUAAGGUUUUUGUGGGGUUUUUAACAUUCACAUUCAUUGUUUUAACAAUGUUCCAUUUUAUAUGAACCAGUAUUGUUUUUGUUUUUGUUUUUAGUUCUGACAUUGUAACAACCCUUUCAGGUGCUACAAAAUGACCAGUUACUGCUUUGUCACGUAGGAUCUAGACAUCUUCAUUGUUAUCAAUAGAUUCAAUUACCAGAUGUGCAAAAUGAAGCUUAUUUUAACAGACAGUUUAAUAGUAGAACACUUCCCCUACCAGACAAUAGAGCAUGUAACUUGAUUUUAUCAGUUCUGUUCAACUGUAACAAUACAUUAAAAGGUGUUGUAGAAAAAAUGUGGAAUUGAUCAACAAAAAAAACAAAAAAAUAACUGAAUUCCACAGUUAAUUUAUUCUUUUUUCUAUUAAAAAUUUGUAUAGUAACUUUACAUUUUUCAAAACUGUGUUGUUGGAAAUUGAUGAUGAAUUUUCAAGAUGAGCAGUGGUGGUUCUUGAGAGUAAGAAAAAUAAAUUAUUGAUGAAUGUUCUCAAGAUUA
Molecule: messenger RNA, 9096 nt
Organism: Sebastes umbrosus (honeycomb rockfish)
Lineage: Eukaryota; Metazoa; Chordata; Actinopteri; Perciformes; Sebastidae
Gene: frmd4a
Product: FERM domain containing 4A
Exons: 14
Coding region: 3525-5774 (749 amino acids)
Biological process (GO): establishment of epithelial cell polarity
Cellular component (GO): adherens junction; bicellular tight junction; cytoskeleton
Source: RefSeq, a predicted model, not a curated record